AUGGAUGUUUCUUGUUUGCUGGUUUUGGUCCGCGUCGAGUAUUUGAUUUCCUCGAUACCACCUAUUUCUAGGAAGCUAACCUAUCCGCCACCUGGCACGCGUCCGAUAGAGGACCAGCAACCCCGCGCAAAAGAACAGAAAAUACUUCUUCAAAAUUUAACCGUAAAGCCUGCAUCACCAUUUAACCAAGGAUCAGUUCCGUUUGAAUUCGUACUCAAGAAUUAUACAAAAAUUACUGAUUUAGGGCAUUUUAAUAUUUCAAAUAACGAUAGAGAAAUAACAAAAAUUAAUUUUGAAAAAUCUGAAGUGCUGAAAACUACAGGAUGUGUCGAAAUUGAAGGAUUUUUAAGAGACGAAUUUAUUAUACCUAAUAGAAAUAAGAACACUGAAUAUUUUGGCAGUAUUACAAAUGGCACAUUCAAAUUAAUAGUUUCCGUUUCCAACGUCGUUGACAGUAUUAAUUUUUCUCAAGGCGAAAAAUUAAAACUCGUUGGGAUUUUAGUCGAAAAUGAUGAUUCAACAAUUUCUCUAAAAGUCAAUACAAUAAAUGAAAUACAACAAAUUAAUGAAGAGCCAUUACCAUUGUAUAAAUUAAUAUUAGGAGGAGAAACAAUUUCUCGGAAACCAAAAUCAUCCAGUAAUUAA
This is a messenger RNA of Leptopilina heterotoma, 645 nucleotides long. RefSeq lists its product as uncharacterized. The transcript has 3 exons. The coding region runs from base 1 to 645 and encodes 214 amino acids. Lineage: Eukaryota; Metazoa; Arthropoda; Insecta; Hymenoptera; Figitidae. The record is from RefSeq and is a predicted model, not a curated record.